UGAUGAGGUGACGAUAGAUGCAAUGUGUUAAUGAGGUGCAUACUCUCUGUGGUGUUCUUGGAUUGGAUUUCGGCCAAACAGUAGACGAUGUACAUCCGAGCUUGCACGGGACUCAGGUGGAGCAAUCAACUAAUAUUAGCAAUAGCACAUUGGAAGGUUUAGAGAAGACCAUUCUCAAGUUAAAAACCGAAAGACAAGUCAGAAUACAGAAGUUGAAGGAUAUUGUCGCUAACCUAUUCGAACUUUGGAAUUUGAUGGACACGUCAAAAGAAGAGAGGAACACUUUUCUGAGGAUUACUUCUAUUGUUGCAACUUCGCCAUCAGAAAUCACCGAAAGAGGCGGUCUUUCAACAGAUGUGAUAGAGAAGGCUUCGGCAGAAGUGGAAAAACUUGCGAAACUAAAAGCAAGUAGAAUGAAAGAACUUGUUUUUAAGAAGAGGUCAGAGUUAGAAGAAAUAUGUAGAUUGACUCAUAUCGAACCUGAUACAAGUACUGCUGCCGAGAAAGCUAGUGCAUUAAUAGAUUCUGGCCUGGUUGAUCCUUGUGAAUUAUUAGCUAACAUUGAAGCACAGAUAGUGAAAGCUAAAGAUGAAGCUUUGAGCAGAAGAGACGAAACCGAUAGGAUUGAUAAGUGGCUUUUUGCUUGUGAUGAGGAAAAUUGGCUCGACGAAUAUAGCCAGGAUGAUAAUAGGUACAGUGUUGGGCUAGGUGCUCACAUUAAUCUGAAGCGUGCUAAACUAGCCAGAGUAACUGUAACCAAAAUUCCAGGAAUGGUUGACAAUCUUAUAAGCAAAACUCUAGCAUGGGAAUCUCAUCAUCUAAGAACUCUAUCUUUUGUUUCUAAAUCAGCAUUAAAAUAG
Molecule: messenger RNA, 860 nt
Organism: Lathyrus oleraceus (garden pea)
Lineage: Eukaryota; Viridiplantae; Streptophyta; Magnoliopsida; Fabales; Fabaceae
Product: 65-kDa microtubule-associated protein 6
Exons: 1
Coding region: 18-860 (280 amino acids)
Biological process (GO): microtubule cytoskeleton organization
Cellular component (GO): spindle; cytoplasm
Molecular function (GO): microtubule binding
Source: RefSeq, a predicted model, not a curated record